CGUAAAAAUCAACACAUUCUACCCCGCUGUCCUUUAUAUAUUCUUCGACCGUCUACUUACUGUCCAUUAUACCAGCAUUUGUAGCCAAAAGUUAAGGAGUUGCUCAUUUGUGCAACGAAGAUGGGUUUGUUAGAUCACCUUUCUGACCUCUUCGAAUUCCAUCGAGGCCACAGCAAAAAGAAGCUCAGCAAACUAAGGAAAAGGCAACUUGAGAUGGUGGAAAUAAGAGUGAAAAUGGACUGCGAAGGUUGCGAAAGGAGGGUGAGGAAGUCGGUAGACGGAAUGAAAGGAGUGACCAACGUAGAAGUGGAGCCAAAGAAGCACAGGUUGGUAGUUACAGGUUAUGUGGAUCCAGAUAAAGUGUUGCGUCGCGUAAGGCAUCGCACAGGUAAGAAGGCUGAGUUUUGGCCGUACGUGCCUUACGAUUUGGUGGAUCAUCCCUACGUGCGUGGUGUGUACGAUAAGAAGGCUCCGGCAGGAUUUGUUCGGAACGUCGAUGGCAACCCGCAGGCGUCAAGCCUUGCGAGGGCAAGCUCCACAGAAGUCAAUUAUAUCACUGCCUUCAGUGAUGAAAAUCCUCAGGCUUGCACUGUUAUGUGAUAUAGAAAUUAAAGAUGUCGAUAGAGUAUUUUAGGAUCAUAGUUUUCAUCAAUGUUGAUGCUCGAGUUGCUUGGUUCAUUCGAGCUCUAACUAGAAGUACUAGGCGGAACAACUGAUGCGUGCAAUCAAUUAACUAGUCGAUGUAAGGUUGUUAAUUAAGUUAGAACUUAUUUUGUAUUGAGUAUGGUGAUAUAUAGUUGUAUCAUACUUCAUCAGUCUGAUUUUAUGUG
Molecule: messenger RNA, 830 nt
Organism: Nicotiana attenuata
Lineage: Eukaryota; Viridiplantae; Streptophyta; Magnoliopsida; Solanales; Solanaceae
Product: heavy metal-associated isoprenylated plant protein 26-like
Exons: 2
Coding region: 121-600 (159 amino acids)
Molecular function (GO): metal ion binding
Source: RefSeq, a predicted model, not a curated record